Theobroma cacao (cacao) is the source of this 1400-nucleotide messenger RNA. RefSeq names its product S-adenosyl-L-methionine-dependent methyltransferases superfamily protein. Gene Ontology annotation, molecular function: tRNA methyltransferase activity. Gene Ontology annotation, cellular component: cytoplasm. Lineage: Eukaryota; Viridiplantae; Streptophyta; Magnoliopsida; Malvales; Malvaceae. The record is from RefSeq and is a predicted model, not a curated record. Gene Ontology annotation, biological process: cytoplasmic translation; tRNA methylation.
GUCCCCCUCUACCGGAGGGUUUUAGAAUUUAGCAACUCCCCGUUGUUUCAGGAAUAUUCUUCAGCUAACUAUUGAAGCUAUGGGCAAAGCUUCCAGGGAUAAAAGGGAUAUUUACUAUCGGAAAGCAAAAGAAGAAGGCUGGCGUGCUCGAAGUGCCUUCAAGCUUCUUCAGAUAGACGAAGAAUUCAACAUUUUUGAAGGAGUAAAGCGCGUGGUGGAUUUGUGUGCUGCCCCCGGUAGCUGGAGUCAGGUCUUGAGUCGGAAAUUAUAUCUCCCUGCGAAGCAGUCCCCUGACUCAAAGGAUGAUGAUCUCCCUCUUAUUGUAGCCAUUGAUUUGCAGCCAAUGGCUCCAAUUGAAGGUGUAAUUCAAGUUCAGGGUGAUAUAACUAAUGCUCGAACUGCUGAAGUGGUAAUUAGACAUUUUGAUGGCUGCAAGGCUGAUCUUGUUGUGUGUGAUGGUGCUCCUGAUGUUACUGGUCUUCAUGACAUGGAUGAAUUUGUUCAGUCCCAACUCAUACUUGCUGGUUUAACAAUUGUUACUCAUGUACUUAAACAAGGUGGAAAAUUUAUUGCAAAAAUAUUUCGUGGAAAAGAUACUAGUCUUCUGUAUUGCCAGCUGAAAUUAUUUUUCCCUGUAGUGACUUUUGCAAAACCAAAAAGCAGCAGAAACUCCAGCAUAGAGGCAUUUGCAGUUUGUGAGAAUUAUUCCCCUCCUGAAGGAUUUAAUCCAAAAGACUUACAUCGCCUCCUGGAGAAGGUGGGCAGUCCCUCAGGUGUAGAUGAUCUAGAUUGCAGUAGCGGAUGGUUAGAAGGGCCAAAUAAGGUUUAUAUCCCAUUUUUAGCUUGUGGGGACCUAAGUGGGUAUGACUCUGACCGUUCAUACCCACUACCGAAAGUUGCUGAUGGAACUUACCAGAGCUUGGAUCCCGUCCAGCCACCUAUUGCCCCUCCCUAUAAGAGAGCUCUUGAAAUGAAGAAAGCUUCCAGUCAAGGUAUCCGAGACCUUGAAAAGCUUUCUUUGGAUUCUUGAUCAAAGCCGAAUAAGGUUUGUAUCCCAUUUUUAGCUUGCGGGGGACCUAAGUGGGUACGACUACCGAAAGUUGCUGACGGAACUUACCAGAGCUUGGAUCCCAUCCAGCCACCUAUUGCCCCUCCCUAUAAGAGAGCUCUUGAAAUGAAGAAAGCUUCCAGUCUAGGUAUCCGAGACCUUGAAAAGCUUUCUUUGGAUUCUUGAUCAAACUGUAACUAGCAUUAACUAGAUGGACAUAUAUUAAGAAAUGGAUAAAUCAUUGUAGUAUCAAGUUAUUAAUGGAGGAGGGACAAAUGAUUACUGUUCUUGUUCUACAUAUUAUGUUCUCUCUCUUUAUUUUUUCCAAGAAAAGAAAGUGGAGUGCUCUCUA